This is a messenger RNA of Rana temporaria (common frog), 2419 nucleotides long. RefSeq names its product cytochrome P450 2K6-like. Bases 61 to 1548 code for a protein of 495 amino acids. The transcript is spliced from 9 exons. The record is from RefSeq and is a predicted model, not a curated record. Gene Ontology annotation, cellular component: cytoplasm; intracellular membrane-bounded organelle. Lineage: Eukaryota; Metazoa; Chordata; Amphibia; Anura; Ranidae. Gene Ontology annotation, molecular function: oxidoreductase activity, acting on paired donors, with incorporation or reduction of molecular oxygen, reduced flavin or flavoprotein as one donor, and incorporation of one atom of oxygen; heme binding; iron ion binding. Gene Ontology annotation, biological process: xenobiotic metabolic process.
ACAGCAAAAGAAUAGCUGUCCACCAGAUACCAGAUCCUGACUCUUCUAAUAGCUAACACAAUGAUGGAUUUAGGGUUCUCUUCAGCUACAUACAUUGUGCUGGCUCUAUCCAUAUUAUAUGUUCUUCAUAUUCUGAAUAAGUGGAGCAAAGGCAAUAUUCAAAACUUUCCUCCAGGACCAUGGGCUUUACCACUCAUUGGAAAUUUACAUAUUAUGGAUUUAAAGGCACCACACUUAACUUAUCUGGAGCUUGCAAAGAAAUAUGGCCCAGUGUUUAGUGUUCAGUUGGGUACAAGCAAAAUAGUGGUAUUGGCUGGAUACGAAGUUGUGAAAGAUGCUCUUGUUAAUUACGCUGAAGAGUUUGGAGGAAGAGGGAAAAUUCAAAUAUUCCAAAAAAUGGACAGAGGUUUUGGACUUGUUCACUCACGUGGUGAAAACUGGAAGGUGAUGAGAAGAUUUACGUUGACAACGUUGCGUGAUUUUGGGAUGGGAAAAAGUUCUAUUGAAAAUAAAAUUAUUGAAGAAUGUUCCUACCUAAUCAAACAUUUUGAAACUUUAAAAGGAAAGCCAUUCGAUAAUAUUAUGAUGGUAAACACUGCAUUGGCUAAUAUCAUUGUUUCAGUAUUACUUGGACAUCGAAUGGACUAUGAAGACCUGCAAUUUAAGAGACUUAUAACGUUGAUGAAUGAAAAUUUUAGACUUUUCGGAACUCUGAUGGUUGGGAUAUAUAAUAUUUACCCGUUCUUGGGCUUUCUUCCUGGUUACCACAAAACUAUCAUGAAUAAUAUGGAUGAAAUGUGUGAAUUUGUUUCAAAAACAUUCAUAAAACAUCUGAAGAACUUAGAUGAGAAUGACCAGAGAAGUUUCAUUGACACAUUUCUAGUGAGGCAAAAAGAGGAGGCUGGGAACCCUCAUUCUUACUUCCAUAUUGAAAAUCUAACAAGACUGAUAAGAAAUUUAUUUUUUGCGGGAACGGAGACAACUUCAACUACUCUGCGCUGGGGUCUGCUGCUAAUGAUGAAAUACCCAGAGAUACAAGAAAAGGUGCAACAAGAGAUCUCUAAAGUUGUUGGGUUAGCACAACCUACGUACAGCCAUCGGGGACAGAUGCCAUAUACGAAUGCCGUCAUACAUGAGAUCCAGAGAUUUGCCGACAUUGUACCACUCAAUGUGCCUCACGAGACAACUAAAGAUGUCAAUUUUAGGGGAUAUUUUAUACCAAAGGAAACCUAUAUCAUCCCUCUAUUAUCCUCUGUAUUGCGGGACAAGACGCAGUUUGAAAAGCCUGAUGAGUUCUACCCAAAUCAUUUCCUAGAUUCCCAUGGAAAUUUUAUAAAGAAAGAUGCCUUCAUGCCAUUCUCUGCAGGACGUAGAGCCUGUGCUGGAGAAAAUUUGGCUAGAAUGGAGCUUUUCAUUUUCUUUGCCAGCUUGCUGCAGAAGUUCACAUUUCGUUUUCCUCCUGGAGUCAGCAAUUCAGAUCUAAUGCCUGAUAUUGGAUUUACCAAUAUGCCAAAACAACACAACAUCUGUGCUAUUCCCCGGUAUUAGAAUAAAUGUGCAAAGCUUUAGACGGGGUUCUCAUUUAUGAAAAUUAAAUGCAGGUUUCCCUGCAUCCAAUUCGCAUUACAGGAGAGUGUGCCUGGCUCUUAAUGGAGCUGGUUCACACAGCUUUGGGGCGGCCACGGAGCGCACAGCAGAGGGGUCCUGUGCAUCUUUGGCUCUGUUUCAGUUCAAAAAUUCUGACCUAAUUCAGACCCGAACAGUGAACAGGGAUGCACUGGACCCCCUGCUGUGCCCUGUGGCCUAUUUGGUUUUAAUAUAAUGAAAAUUUACCGGUGGUGCUGGACCACAAAAAGUGGAUGGUCAAAACUUGUGAGUGCCCAAGAGCAGAGUUUGGAAUUAUGGUCGGGAGAUCCCACUAAUAAAAUAAUCAAGGCGUGUAAAGUGACAGUUACAAUAUCUAGAGAAAUACCAGUUCAAAGAAAUGUGCAGAAGUCUAUAUCAACAACCUCUAUUCUUUAAGGCCGAGUUCACACUAUAUAUGUUACUGUUUUACAUUUUAUGCGCAUAGAUUAUCUGUAUGAGUAUAAGGUUUUCCAUGCUGGGAGUGCAACAUACCCUCCGAUUGAGUUCUAGAUUUUAGAUGCAUCAUCUGAACAUGAUACAUUUUUGUAAUUAAACAUUUUAAUCAUGUUUAAAUCAAUAAAAUAGUUAGAUUUUAUAUAAUUUUGUGCGGGUGCCUUAAAAGUCCACUGUGUCUGUUUUUUGUUUAUUUCCAGUGUUCCAACUGACCACCAUAGUAGCAGUACACUUUUUAGGUAGCUGCUGCCUGACCUUGGCAUAAACAUUAGACAUGUGCACACUGAAAUAUUUUGUUUUGGAAUUUCGUUUUUCGUCCGAAAAAUAAAUGUAUUUAGUU